GUGGCGCGACUGUUUAAUUCUCCGGUGGCCGCGGCAGAUUGUGGUGACGAGAUGGUUUUGACUGGGCUCAUCAGGAAGCUCGGUCAUCAGCUGGCGGAGAUCAGGGAGCGCGCUCUCAAAAGUAUCCUGUGCAAGAUUGAGCACAACUUGAUCUGCUAUGCUGAUCUAAUUCAGGAAAGGUUGCUUUUUUUCCAUUUGCUGGAAUGGUUCAAUUUCCCAGACGUCCCAAUGAAAGAGGAGGUUUUAAACCUGUUAAACAGAUUGAUUAAGUAUCCCCCAGCAGUCCAGCACCUGAUUGACCUUGGUGCAGUUGAGUUCUUAUCUAAGCUUCGUCUUAAUGUGGAGCCAGCUCUACAGGCUGAAGUUGAUGGUAUUCUUGAUGGACUUUUCAUCCUUCCUUCAGAAGUUCCUGCCCUGUGCUCUGCCACUCACCAGAUUGAUCAAACUCGUAAAGAUUUUCCUGACUUGUCACAGCAGCCUGAAGUCUUAACAGGAUAUUUUCCCCAAGACAAAAGUAACUUCCAGCAGAUGAAUGUACCCCUGGGACCAGUGGUAAAUCAGACUGUGAAGUGCUUGAAGUUUUCAAUAUUCCCUUGGCUACCCCUGACCACAACAGACAGACAUGUUCUCUCCUCCAGUGAAAGUUCUCUGAGCAGCAGUGACCACAGGCUGAUCUGGAACAUCUGUGAGCUUCUGAAGGAUGUCAUCAUGCAAGACUUCCCUGCGGAGAUUUUUCUUCAAAGGCCAAAAAUUGUUCAGAGCCUCUUGUCUCUCCUGAAACUCGCCUUUGGAGGAGACGGGAAGCAUCGUCUGGCAUUGCAGUCAGUGUCCUGCUUGCAGCAGCUGUGCACGUGUUUAAAAAACAGACUCAACUUUUACCAAGACCCCAAUUUUUUCUCUAAUAAACAAGACACAAUUUCCCAGAAUUCUUCUUUGUCUUACUGUCAUGAAGCAAGAGGUACUCACCAUUCCCCAAAUCCAUCUCCCGGAAGCAGCAGCCCUCGGCCUUCUGUGGUUGGGCGCACAGGCCAGCGGCCCCGAGGAGAUGGCCAGGACUGGGAUGCUGUGUCCUCCAGUGGAAGUAGUAGCCAUGCUCACAUGAACUCUAGGCUAUCUGUCCAUUCACCUUUGGAUAUGGGGCAUGUGGAUCUGCCCGAGCUGGAAGCAGAGGACACUCUGGAGCUGCAAUUCCAGCAGCUCAGCCUUCCUCAGUUCUGCAUCUCCGUUCUGGAAGCUGCAGUCCCUCUGCUAAGAACAGGUAGUAGAGAAAUGAUAAUAAGGGUUCUGGAACUGCUUACAGAGGAUACAGUGCUGACUGGACAGGCAAUUUCAGCCACUCUCUGGGAUGAUAGCAGCCUUUUUGCUAUAGAUAUGAAAGAGAAGCUGAUCCUAGUGUUGGGAUCCCUUGGAGAAACCAUGUGCUGUCGUAAAGCUAGCUUUAGCUUGGAACAAGCAGAGGCAGUGCUGGUGCAGCACAGGAUGGCCUUUGUCAGCAUUGCACUGUUCUCAGUCCGCCUGCUACAAACGCUUCUCCCUGUUGAAAAGGCAAGUGAGUUUUUGCCAGAGCCGCUAUCAGCAGCAUUAUCCCUCCUUUCUGUGGACAUGCCUAUUUCUUUGGAAUACCCAAAUAUUCAUGACACUGUUGUGGCCUAUUUGGAACAGCUGAAUUCUGAAAACUACAGUGUUUAUAAACGGACUGCAGAGGCUGUUUAUUCAAUUGAAUGUACCUGUAACUUCCUAUCAGAUGUCGGGAAGGAGGGAGAAAAGAAUCUCCUAGAAUUGGUGGAGCUGGCAGACCAAGCCUUGCGUAGCUUUUCCUAUCAUCAGCACUCCCCCCUAAUAAAGGAAAUCAUCUCCAUAUGUUCAAAAAUCUGGAAAUCUACACAGGCCAGUCCAUUACUCCAGGGAGAAAGUCAGAAGGUAUUUCUCCAUAUGCUGUCUCACCCGUUGCCACAGGUGAAGGUGGAGACAUAUCUCUGCAGUCUGGAGAUUGUGAAGGAAUGUUUAGGUGUCCAUAAUGUCACUAAACCUGUGUCUUCACUUUGUAGUGGAAUUCAUUUUCUGCUUCAUCCAAAAGUUCUAUAUGAAAUUUCUGCAUUUGGUAUGCAAGAACCCAAAAAUGAGGUGAGUGCUGCUGCCAAGGCCAUUCUGUUGUACCUGCUUCAGGGACGAUUGAUGAUGACAGCACUGACCUGGAACAAGUUUAUUGAAUCUCUCUGUCCUGUCAUUCCAGUGUUACAGGGCUAUGCUGAUCCAGAAGACCCCUUAGGUAACUGCAUUCUUCUCCUAAGCCAAGAGAGUUCUGAGGCAGGAGAAGGCAUUCUUCCCUGCACGACCAGGCUGAAGUCUAUACUGCGACUUUUGCUAGUGAAAAAACCAUCGGUUCGUUCACUAGCAUUAAAGCUUUUAGCAUUUCAUCUCACCAAUGAAGAAGGGGCCGAUAGAAAGCGCCCACCCAUAGAUGCCAGAGUUCUUUCCAGAGUUACUAAUCUAUUUAUUGUGAGAAAACCUAUUGAACUCAAAUUGGAUGACAGAAGAGAGCUAGUUAUUAAGUUGGAGACUGUUGAAAAGGUAUAUGAAAUCUUUACUUCAGAUGAUGUCGAUCUUGAUUUGAGAAAGUCGGCUGCAGAGCAGCUCGCUGUGAUCAUGCAAGAUAUUAAAAUGCAUGCUGUGGUGAAAAAGUUAUGCCUAAUUGACAAGAUAAUUGGGUAUUUAAAUAAAUGUGUGGCUCAAGAUGGCAAGGUUAUAGAAUGCUUGAUUCAGCCCUGUCUCACUCUCCUGAGGAAGGUUUUAUGUGCUGAUCCAGCUAUUCGUGUUUCCCUGUCACAACAAUCUUCUCUCUUGACCCUGUUAUUCAGAGUUUCCUUGAUAUUUCAGGAAGAUUGUACUGUGGUGACUGAAAUUGGGGCAUUGUUUUGUCUUCUGUUGUUUGAGGAGGUAUCAAGAAUGGAUACAUGGUCUGUUAAUCCUUCCAAUAAACCUUGUUUGUCAUCAGUCUUCAGCUUGCCUGUUUCAGUUUUCAGAAGAUAUCAUCUACCAGUUCAUGUGAUUGGCCACCAUGCUGUGAGCCCUUAUUCAAUAGUUUUGCCAUUAUCAGCUGAUUGUUUGGCUUUGAAACCAGUGUCAGAUAUGCUGAGAAUAGCUUGGAACCUGGCAUGGUACCAUGGGAGUGAUAAUCUGUUGAAACAGAUGACCUCAGAAAGGAAAACUCCAGAAUUUUUAGAUACAUUGCAGCUGUCCACAGAGGACAUCCUUUCUCUGAAGAUCACACACACAGCUAGUGGGCUUCAGGACUGCCUUCACGCCAUCGUUCAGGCUGGAGGCCACAGGGAUGUGAGGGCUGCUGUUACCAGGAUGAGUUUUUAUCUUCUGAAUGACAAACUGUGUUGGAAAGAUGAUACUGGGCCGUGUGGGGUUACCUUAAAAUCCUUGGCUUGGCACAAUGUGCUAAACAGGUUUUUGCAAGUACUUCCUGCUUGCACUGAAGAUGAGAAAUUGCUAAUAGAUAUCAUACAUUUUUUGAAUAAAUUGAUGAAAGAACAAAGAAAAAAUCCAUCAGUUGAACUUUUAAAUUGGAUUCUAGAGUUACUUCUUAGGCAUAAUCCAAACCCACUUUUAGACCUCCUGGUUCUGGCAGAAUCACAAGCACGAGAAGAAACAGAUGAUAUCCAGACCGCUGUCCGACAACGGCUUCAGAAAGAACUGAUUUCUCUCUUCAACACACUGCUACUCGUGUUCGUGACAGUCACUGACAGGAAAUGCUUGGAACGUCUUCAUGUUUUCCAAACACAGCUGUCUCUGAAGCUGCUCCAAUGUCUCCGAGUCACAGAUGCUCCCCAUUUCUACGGCUUGCCUUCCCUGGAGCGGACCUUACAAGGGAUGGCUCACCUCACUGCCUUCCCUGGAUGGAGCUCACACUCUCCUCUCACAAAGCCACUUGAAAUUUGUGGGAAGUACUUAUCUGGUCUUCUGGAGGUCAUCACUUCUUUUUAUGUGGAACGCGGAGGGAAUGCUAUGUCCUUCAUGGGAAAAGGUGUUACGAAGAGCACUGUUCUUUGCUUACUUCAUUUAUCCCAUGAGAUGAUGGCCCAGGCUCCAAGCUCGGAGUGGAUAUCCCUUUGGUUCUUGCCUUUGGGUAGUCACAGUGAAGAACACUCUCCUGCACAGCAAGGCUUGGCCUGGUUAAUCCCAUUAUGGGUUGAUCGAGACCCAGAGGUGAGAUUCACCUCACUGGGCUUGGGAUCAGCACUAACUACUCUCGAAGCUGGCUGUGUGUCCUUGGCAAACAGUUGUCAGAAUAUUUCUGGUGGGCUCUGGGGAACUGUGGUGAACAUUCUUCUGGAUCAGUCAGAAUGUAGCAUGGUGCGCCGGGAGGCUGCAUUUAUUCUUCAGAAUCUCCUUGUAAUUCCCAUGCCUUCAGAAAUUAUAAAGGAUUAUACUUGGCAGGGUCCCUGUGUCCAUGAUGAGGACUCUGGCCUGUCACUCGUAGGAAAACCUGCACUUCAGGCUCUUCUCUAUCACUGUCAUUUCUAUGAACAUUUGACCCAGAUGGUGAAACACUGUUAUACAGGGAGGUAUAUGUUUGAUUUGAGUUUUUCUGCUUUUGGUGAAAUUUCAGAAAGCAGUGACUUAAAUGGAUUAGAUGACUCAUUCAAGUUUUGGAGGCCUCCCUCAAGGAUGUCCAGUCAGGAUCAUGACCCAAGCUCUCUCUCCACCUCAGAAACAAUGGUGGCAGCCUCAGCCGGGAGCGCUGAAUUUCAGCCACUUAUGCCGUCAGUGACACUUCUCCCUGAAACUUCUCUUAACCAGUUUGAAGCUCAAGGUCAGCAUGAAGCUACACCAGCACGGCCUCCUCGUGACUCAUCGCUGUCUGCUCACCUGCCCAAGCAGUAUGCGUUUGUUACCCCACCUCUUCUAUCAGCAAUCUGUAGCCUCUUAGACAACCUCUUGAUAAUCAUGUCAAGAGAUGCUGCAAAUGCUUUUCGACAAGCCCAUCUCAUAGAGCUUCUCUGUAGCACUCUGGAUGCUUUGCUCAUAGAGAUGUGUAUCCAGGAACUCAAGACUCCACUGCCCUCAUCUUCUCCAGUUGAACAUGCUCAGGCUCAGGUUUCCUUUUUCCUGGAAUACAUGUCAUCUCUGUCCCGGCUUCUUCAGUCUUGUCUGUUGGUAGAUCCUGACCUUGUAACACAGGAUCACCUCUUGAAAACUCUUAUCACCAAUGUCACUAGAGUUCUCACUGUGUGCAUCAAAGAUGUAUUAGAUGUACAGUUAGUAUUGGCUUUUUAUCAGACAUGGACACAUUUAUUUGACCUUCUGGUCACACUCCUGAGGAAAGCUGGUACUGUCUCCCUCCUUCCUAUUACCUCAGCUCUCGCCAAGCACUGGGAAGCAGUGGUGGAUCUGCUGUGCAGAUGUGUGGGCUUGUCAGUCAGGUGCCCUGCCCUGUGUACUGCCAGCCUGCAGUUCCUGUCUGUUCUCUUGGCUGAGGAAGAAAAACAGCGUCUCCAGGCCAAGGACAAAACGAGCACAGACCCUUCUCCAACAGUGGCUUCACUUCUUGAUGACACUCAGGAAAGUCAUAAAUCUUCAGAGCGACUUAAUGAAAUAAUUCUUCAGUGCUAUGAAGGGAAAUCCUCCAAAGAUAUCCUGAAAAGAGUUGCUGCGAAUGCGUUGAUGUCUCUUCUGGCUGUCAGUAGAAGAGCCCAGAAGCACGCUUUGAAAGCUGAUCUGAUAGAGAGCUGCGUGGAGCAGAUGAAACACAUUAAUGCGCAGCUGAACCUGGAUUCGUUGAGGCCUGGGAAAGCAGUGCUGAAAAACAAGGAGGAUGGCUUUGUUAAAGAGUUAAGCAUUACCAUGCAGCUCCUAAGAAACUGCCUGUAUCAAAAUGAAGAAUGUAAAGCAGCAGCCCUUGAAGUGCAUCUUGUCCCCAUAGUGCACUCUCUCUGGCCAUGGCUUUUGAUGGAGGAUUCAUUGAUGCAAAUUACCUUACAGCUGCUUUGUGUCUACACUGCAAAUUUUCCAAGUGGUUGCAGUUCUCUUUGUUGGUCAAGUUGUGGACAGUAUGUUCAAGCUGCACACAGAGGCGUCCCCAGCAGCUCCCUCAUCUUGUGUAUCCUGAAGCUGGCAUCUCAGGUGCCUCUCGAGAACACCACCAUUCAGCAGAUGGUUUUUAUGUUUCUCUCCAACCUGGCCUUAUCUCAUGACUGCAAGGGUAUAAUUCAGAAGAGUAACUUCUUACAGAACUUCCUGUCUGUAACAUUGCCAAAAGGAGGAAAUAAGCAUCUCAGCAAUCUAACCGUCCUUUGGUUGAAGUUCCUGCUGAAUCUGUCAUUUGGAGAAGAUGGGCAACAAAUGAUCCUGAGGCUGGAUGGCAGCUUAGACUUACUCACAGAAAUGAGCAAGUACAGGCAUAAGAGUAGCCCUUAUAUUCCUCUGCUUAUUUUUCAUAACAUUUGCUUCAGUCCUGCUAAUAAGCCCAAGAUCCUAGCUAAUGAGAAAGUCAUUGCUCUUCUAGCUACCUGUCUGGAAAGUGAGAAUCAUAGCGCCCAGAGGAUUGGAGCAGCUUCACUCUGGGCUCUGCUUUACAAUUAUCCAAAGGCAAAAACAACUUUGAAAAAUCCAUUGAUAAAAAGAAGAGUAGAUGAAGCAUAUUCCAUAGCAAAGAGAGCUUUCUCCAGCUUAGAAGAAAACACUCUAAAUGCCUACUAUUUGAAAUGCCUUGAAAGUCUUGUACAGCUGCUCAACUCUUCCUGAGUCAUGAAACAUUCUACCCGAGAGCUGACCUCCACCCACAAGAGAGCUGAAUCUGAGGCCAGCGUUGUACAGCGGGUGCUCCCAGGACACAUACUAACUCUGCAGUGCCAACACCUCCCUUCCCUAGGAAGCACCAGCCACACUGAGAGAAAUAGAAUCAGUGACUCUCCACAUUGAUCAUAUGUGGCAGCCCUCCAGAAGCUAGGACUGACACAAAAUGACAUAGAGAUGCAGAGUGUGCUAAAUGUUUUUGUAUUUUUCUAUGCAAUAUGUUUUGUAAAAAUCCUAUUUAAUAGUUAUUUAAUAAAAUGUUUUCAGAAACUACAAA
Messenger RNA from Nannospalax galili (Upper Galilee mountains blind mole rat), 7081 nucleotides. RefSeq names its product rotatin (gene Rttn). The record is from RefSeq and is a predicted model, not a curated record. Bases 52 to 6753 code for a protein of 2233 amino acids. NCBI's taxonomy places the organism in Eukaryota, Metazoa, Chordata, Mammalia, Rodentia, Spalacidae. Gene Ontology annotation, cellular component: centriole; ciliary basal body; centrosome. Gene Ontology annotation, biological process: ciliary basal body organization; centriole replication; centriole-centriole cohesion. The transcript is spliced from 49 exons.